Messenger RNA from Saccharomyces paradoxus, 2613 nucleotides. It is a transcript of the gene SND1, whose product is annotated as Snd1p. The coding region runs from base 1 to 2613 and encodes 870 amino acids. Lineage: Eukaryota; Fungi; Ascomycota; Saccharomycetes; Saccharomycetales; Saccharomycetaceae. The record is from RefSeq and is a predicted model, not a curated record. The transcript has a single exon.
AUGGAUACUGUCGGUACGGACACAGCAGCCGCGAGCGUCAAUAAACGUCGCUUUGCCCAGUCCACUUCACCAAAGGUUAGUGUGAAGUCACAGGACUCGCUGUUUCUCAUCACUUACUCCAAUAUGCAGCAGCCGCUGGUACAAUCGUCUUUGGCGGAUCGGUACCCUUCGCUGAUGAAGCUUAACAUCCUACUUUACAUUGAUAUUCCUACUAUCGACUAUUACAACGAUGAGAUGACUCACAACAAGCUUUCCAGACUGAAUAAGCGGUUUAAGCUGCACCGGCUGAGAAGCUCGAUCGCGCAAAGUUUCUCCAACACAUCUACUGCGGAAGAUAACGAUAAGUUCUGGGAGGACUUGAAAAACUUGAUCAGCUCCCGCAGCACGCCCGAUAACAAGUUCGAUCUAAACGUACUGGUGUCGUCUUCGGGGUCUCUACGUUACGUAGAAACCAUAAGGUUUCUGGUCGAAAAGUUGUUUAAUUCUUUCAAAGGUCUGUAUGUUCAGAAAAAACUAAACCUAAGUUUUCAGAUCAAUGUUUCCCCUACUUCCUUUAAAUGGUUUUCUACUUUCCUGAAUGCAGAACUGCUUAAUUUGAAGAUCAUUAAUUGGCAGAAUAUUGGCUCCUUUACCAAGACGAUUCAGAAUUCCAAGUCGCUCCCGUUCAAAGAGUACUAUACCAAGCUGAACGAAAAAUUCACCAGCUUAAACCACAGCAAUGUUAGCAUGCAAGACCAAACUGUCCUAGACUCCAUAGUCAUUGUCACGAAUAACACAGGGGUAAAAGCACUGCUGACUUUGUUAUCGGACCACCCUCUCACCAGUCUUAUCUCCCAGGAGUCAAUAAAAGCCUUACACGAAUAUUCCGAUGCUAUCAACGAAGAUAAGAGAGACGACCAGACCAAUACAAGUUUGAAGAGAAACUCUUCGUCAUUGCUGAGUUUCCAAAACUCAGUUUUAACUUCCAAUAAAGACAAGUCCGUCAGAAUUAGAUCGUUGUCCAUUAACAGAAAAUCCAAUAGGGCUCAUAUGUUCAAAACCAACGAGUCCAUCACAACUAUCCCAUCAACAUCAAUCAACAAUCUUAUCGGCCAAGAAUCCAAUCUACGUAAGCAGCCUUCGGCGACUGCAUUGCAUUUACAAUCGCAUCUGCAUCCACAUUCCCGUUCACAAUCCUAUUCCAGCUCUAAUAUGUCCAGAUCGCCUUCUCCCUUCCCCUACGGAAAAACACCAUCAAACGACGAACUAGUGUAUGACGAGUUGAACAACCAAAUCAACGAAGUGCAAGACCGUGCUAAAAAUGAGGAAAUCGCCUUGUACAACAAUAACAAUUACGACGAUUUUACAGAAGAACGAGAGGAACAGGAACAGGACAGAACGUCAUACGCAGAUGAUUAUGACUUUAAUUAUGAUGAUGACGAAGAUGGAAAUGAAAACGACUACGACGAUGACGACGACGAUGAUGAAAGUGAUGAUGAAGGUUUAAGCUUUUAUGCUCCAAGCAUUUUGUCUCGCUCGGGUUCAAGCACGGACAUGUUAUCCUCGGGAAUCGAUUCUAUGGCCAAAAAUUCAAAGAAAACAAGAGGUAGGUUUAGGUCCUUGAGUUUAAUGGAUCCUGCUUUGCAAAAGCCAUUCAACCAGAAAUUCACAAACAGCCAACAACCCGACUCUGCUGGGGCAGGUUCACCUAAACGAUCAAACUCUUCAAACCAUUUUACGAACGUUUACGUGCACGAUGGCGAUUUCGACGGAGUAGAUGCUAUCAACAACAAGAAGAACUUGUCAUCUGCAACACUUAUUAAAAGAAAAUCUUUGAUGAACAGAAACCUGACUCCUUCUAUUAGUAAUGGGUUGAUACCUCCGGAGUUUAUAUCCCGAAUAUCCACACCUUCUACAAGCGCAAGUAGUUCAAACUCUUCAUUGAAUGACAUGUCUACGGUAUCAAAUGCAUUUUCCAAAUUAUUAAAUGAUACAAGUAAGAAACAGAAAUUUUUGAAUUCACCAAUUCCACAGCAUACACAACAAGCAUCUCCACUACUAAUGAGAAACAAUUCAAACAACAACUUAUUGUUCGAGAAGAAUUUGAUCAACAAGUCAUUUGAAGAGCUAAGAAGACAACCAUCGGUUAACCUUUUCAGCACUUUGAUGAAUGGUAAUAUGGAAAAGAAUGGUUUGGCACUAAACUUCAAGUCCAGGACACCUACGGAUACGUUGAUGGCUAAUAGCAUGAAAGAUAGUAACAAUGCUAGUCAUAGGUUACUAAACCUCGAGGAAGAAGACCAAAUCAUGUCUGGGUCUGCCACCAAAGAACGUGAGGAUGAUAAUGAUUCGACCAAUAGUACAAUCGUACCGAAUCACCCAGAAAAUGAUAACUAUAAUGAUAAUGAUAACGACAACAACACAGGUAUAAAUUCCAAUAACUUAAAUCUAAAUCUCUAUGAUGAAAGUGAUGGUUCAAGCUUUACUGAUGUAACAACUGAAGGAGUAAAAUACCCAAACUCGAAUUCUACAGUCACUAAACCCGUUUAUAAAAAAGCAGUCACCCUGGAUCUCUACGGCGAGGACGAUAUGGAUAACAUGGGAGGAUGGGUAUUAGGAGGUAAUGCUCGAUAA